This is a messenger RNA of Trichomycterus rosablanca, 2594 nucleotides long. RefSeq lists its product as uncharacterized. The transcript has 12 exons. NCBI's taxonomy places the organism in Eukaryota, Metazoa, Chordata, Actinopteri, Siluriformes, Trichomycteridae. The record is from RefSeq and is a predicted model, not a curated record. The coding region runs from base 1 to 2526 and encodes 841 amino acids.
AUGAAGGAAUUCGUCGAGCUCUUCGCCCUCAGUGGCGGCUCUAUGUCUCUAGAUGGCUACACACUUGUUUUCUAUAAUGGCAAAGGUGACAAGGCAUACCGUGUGGUGGACCUUAGCGGGCACAGCACAGAUGAACACGGAUUUUUCCUCAUCGGCUCAACGGAUCUCAAACCAUCGCCUGCCAUUGUUCUCCCUCACAACUCGGUCCAGAACGGCCCAGACGCCAUCGCGCUUUAUGGUCCAUCCUGGGUGCCAGUGCAUGAAAACGGAAAUGUGUCUGCUGUCGGGCUGCUGGAUGCAGUAGUUUACACAUCUCGUCGGGCCCAGGGCAGCGCUGACCAUCUGGCCAGGAUUCUCACACCCGGUUCUGAACCAUAUCUGGAGGAUGAGCAGUUUUUAGAGGGCGAUGAGUCCAUUCAGCGAUGCUGGCUUUCCGAUAACUACUAUAGCUUUCAAAAUGGCAGUCCCACUCCUGGGCGGGCGAAUAACUGCCAGCAGUUAGCCCCUGCGCAUCUGUCGAUUUACAAAAUCCAGUUGGGUGGACUGAGACCUGCUGGGAAGGUGGAGCUUUUGGUUGGGAUGAAAAAAGGGCCCAUGGCAGUAGUUGUGUAUGACGGACGGACAGACACUGUGAGGACCAGCGUUGGAUUCCAAGCCAGUAAACCAGGAGACGUGUCUGUAAAUUUGAACACAACCGCUCUGUCAGAUUUAGAUGGCUGGGCGUUGGCGGUGUACGAAGGACAGGCUACAGACUUCCCAAAAGGCAGCCCACUAAGUCAGCUUGAACCCCUCGAUGCGUUUGUCAGCAGUGGACUAACAAACAUGCCAAGCGCCAAUCUUACAGAAACUCUAAUUCCAGGCAGAAAGCCCUUCAAGUUUGACAGCAGGUCUUCUGAAGGUGGUGAUGCCUAUGUCACUCGCUGUGGUGUUGCUCACUGGAUGAGAGAUCCAGGUGUGUUCCAGCUUCAGAUGCAGAGACCGAGCGAGUCCAGCUACUGCACUUGGUAUAACACCUGCCCUUACAAGACUGCAAUCAACACAACAGAGGAGCAGUUUGAGCCGUUUUUACCUUCCGAUCUUGAUUUUCUGCUCAGCGAGUUGAAUUCGGACUCAUCGGGCUCAGCAGAGGAUGAGGAGUUUGUGGAGCUGUGGCACCCAUCAGGCCAGCGCACAUCACUUGAUGGAAUCUGGCUCCUGCUGUUCAAUGGCAACAAUGGGAAAAUUUAUCGUGAAAUCGAGCUCCACGGAUACUACACAGACAAUCAUGGGUAUUUCUUGAUUGGUAGCGAUAAGCUCGGACCACAGAUUGCCAUACCCUCCAAUACCAUUCAGAAUGGCCCUGAUGCCAUAGCAAUUUACCGCUCGGAGUCUUCCCCCUCCAGCGAGGGCCUGGACAUUCCAACAAAGGGCCUCCUGGAUGCCAUAGUAUACCGAUCCCGUGGCUCUGAUAAAGAAACGGCGGAUCUGAUCAGUGUGCUGAUGCCAGGGCAGCUCCCCCUGCUAGAAUACUCCUCCGCACAAGAUGACCAAAGCCUUAGCCGAUGUGGGCUACACCGCCUCGACCUGAACUCCUUUAGGCUUGCUGCCCGCACAGCACUGAAAGACAAUGAUUGUCCCCAUCCCCCUGAAGAACUCGUCAUUAACGAGGUGGUCUCUGGAGUGAUGCAUUUGCCAGCAAACUUCUUUGUUGAGCUGAGCGGUCCAGCUGCAACAGAAUUACACACGUUGGUCAUAGUGCUGUUUGAGGUUGGGGGUGUGAGACACAGUAUACCUCUAAAAGGAAGAAUAGGAGACAGUGGAUUCUAUGUACUGGGCAACGUGUCAACAGCUGAUCAGAGUUUGCCUGCUAUAACUUCUCUCAGUGCAGUUUGGUUGUGUUUUGGCCUUUCAAGCAUCAACAACUCACAAAUUCAGGAUGUGGUCGUUCUGUCUAAUGACUCCAGUCUGAAUCAGUUUCUCCAUGGCAUUACAUAUCAGUACAUACAUCCAAUGUCCAGUUUUGACUCUGUCUCUCGAUGUGCCACCAAGGGAUCAGCCAGUUGGACCGCCUCCAACUCCACACCCGGCUUCCAAAACCUCUGCCCAAGCUCCAUCUACUCCAGCAACAUGGACCUCUGCUUGCAGCCAGAACAUGAUGUAUUGAUCAGUUGUUCAGUUGAAACACUGGCUGCAUUCUUGGAGGUUUCUUGUCAGUGUGGGAUCUCUGGGCCUCAUCUCGCAGGUGUGAAUUUAACCUGCAUAUCAGGGAGUGUGUACGCGCAGGGUGAGGUACUGGCACUUUCUGAACACCAGAGGGAACUUGUGGGCAAGACACUACAGACAGCAGAUACACACUCCUGCACAACUAUCCAGCAGAGGCUUGUUAAUAAAGGGUCACCGCUGUGGCUGCAGGUGGGACUUGUGUUAGCUGUGGUGCUGCUGUGUGCACUAGGAGGAGCUAUUGUCUUUUACUUGUAUAAGAAAAGACGGCCUCAUGACUACUAUUCAAUGGAGCUGAAUGAACAUGAGACGCCUUUAGAUCUUUAGUCUGUGUGUGUGCGUGCGUGCAUGUGUGUGAGGGAGAAUAAUUUUUAAAUGAAGUCUAUUUUUAUGUU